CACUAGCCUCAAUAGACACCUCGUGAUCUUGUUUCUCGUGAUCUCAUGACUCUCGCUCCGUUCCCACGCUCGCUAGCGCCGAGAGGUUCGUGACAGAUGCUUUGAAUCAGGAGGCCAAGCGAAUCGGUCGUCCACCAUGAGAAAGAUAAACCUAAAUUGGGAAACAUUGUUACUGACCCGCCACCAUUUGCAAGCAUUUGAAGCGAUCGCACUUGCACCAGGGUUAAGUAUUGCAGACAAACAUGCGAUUUGUCAAAGAUCGAAGCAUGGCAUCUCCCGGCCUAGGUCGCACAGCCGGGUCCCAGACAAUCGGUCGUCCAUGAGCUUGCGUCGCACACAAACGUGUAUCUCCCUAUCUCCGUACCCGCAGUGCCACAUCACCAUCUCAGCUGAGCACCCCCUUUUCAUCAUACCAUGUUUAAGAUCGACCAGCCCAUUCUUGUCGACACCGAGGACCCAGAAUAUUACGCAGAGCUUCUCUCCAAGACUUACAGACCCCCAAAUCGGUGGCUAUCCAAUAAAACACUUUGUUCACGCAUCCCCGGCGUUCAGGGUGUCGACGACACCUCCCGGCGCAUACGGGCACUUCUGGAUGCAGUCGCCAAUAUCUCACUCUGCAAACAAGGAAAUGCCUCCGCUACAAUGGCCUGCGUAAAGGCCAAUAAAGGCGCUCUAGAAACGCGAAUAUACAUCGCUUUCAACAACGAAGAUGACGGCGCGGCUAGAAAUUGUCAUGUUCACCUACAGUCCAUCUUUGAUAGGCUUUCCUGUAUCCCCCAUGUAGUAGACGGCUCCCCGAAGGACGUCUCGGCUGAGUUGGAGGGGAUCAUAACUGAAGUCUGCAGAACCAUUCACAAUUACUCAUUCGACCUUUUUGCGUAUCGCGUU
Cantharellus anzutake is the source of this 888-nucleotide messenger RNA. RefSeq lists its product as uncharacterized. The record is from RefSeq and is a predicted model, not a curated record. The transcript is spliced from 2 exons. The coding region runs from base 137 to 655 and encodes 172 amino acids. Lineage: Eukaryota; Fungi; Basidiomycota; Agaricomycetes; Cantharellales; Hydnaceae.